Ilyonectria robusta is the source of this 1105-nucleotide messenger RNA. RefSeq lists its product as uncharacterized. The transcript is spliced from 2 exons. Bases 108 to 755 code for a protein of 215 amino acids. NCBI's taxonomy places the organism in Eukaryota, Fungi, Ascomycota, Sordariomycetes, Hypocreales, Nectriaceae. The record is from RefSeq and is a predicted model, not a curated record.
CUCAACUUCUGCGUUCACCAGUUUCUGCCCCUUCGUUUGACAAGAUCCUAAAACUCCCACACCAUAGGGCCACCCCCGAAAACCUUCGUCGAUAGUCGCCCGUCAUAAUGGACGCUCACGCCCUCCUCUCCUCCCAAGGCUGGCGAGGAACUGGUCAUUCGCUCCACAAGACCGACGAUUCGAUUGGCCUCUCGAAACCCUUGUUGCUGUCGCGCAAGGACAACACCAAAGGAUUGGGCCAAAAGCAGCAUUUUACAAGCGACCAAUGGUGGAUGAAUGCAUUCGACGAACAAUUGAAGGGACUCGACACUUCCAAGGAUGGCAAGGUGGUGCAGACGCUCACCACCGGGAAGUUGAACACGAUCGACAAGAACCUGGGGAAAUACUCUGUGUACACAUCGUUUGUGCGAGGUGGAUUUUUGGAGGGAACCCUCAGCAUAUUGGAAAUAAAGGACUCGUCGAGCACCGAAUCCUCCGAAGACGACAGUGCCGACCAAGAGCGCGCGAAGGCAUCCAAAACCGAAAACCGAAAAGAAACCAAGGAAGAGCGGAAAGCCAGAAAAGAGGCGAAGCGAAAGCGAAAGGAAGAGCGAGCUCGCGAGAGAGCCGAGAAAGCCGCCCGACGAGAGCGGAAGAAGUCGAAGAAAUCAGCGAAGUCAUCAACUGAAUCGAGCGACGCGGACGACGAGAAGCGUCGACGGCGAGCGAGGAAAGAGGAAAAACGGAGACAAAGAGACAAAGAGUUAAAGAAAUAAUGGACAAAGGACAAAUAUGGCGAGUCGCAUCUGCAUAGCGAAAGCAUCUUCACGGCGUUUGGGUCUAUAGUUCUGAAUGAUACCCCCUGAACUCACGCAAUUCUCCUCCACCGGUACAAGCGUCGCUUCUCUUGAUCAACCUCCAUUCCAAAAAUUGUGAGCGCAAUGGCCUCAGGCGACCGGUAACUUAAAGAUGCCCCAGCCUCCAAAGGGGGUGGAGCUGUAAUAAAAACGGCAGGCUUACUUACACGGAGGUAAUGAGGUCUUCGCUUCGCAACAUAUACAAUUUUGUAUGGCAAAGAAAGCACUCUACUCCCUUAUAGCGUGCUGCACGGCUUUCAGGCCGCCUU